Molecule: messenger RNA, 1877 nt
Organism: Sorghum bicolor (sorghum)
Lineage: Eukaryota; Viridiplantae; Streptophyta; Magnoliopsida; Poales; Poaceae
Product: NAC transcription factor 25
Exons: 3
Coding region: 184-1473 (429 amino acids)
Biological process (GO): regulation of DNA-templated transcription
Molecular function (GO): DNA binding
Source: RefSeq, a predicted model, not a curated record
UCUCAAAAAUUUCAAGACUCAUGCCUCUCUCUCCCUUGUAACCUAUAGUCUCAUCUACCUUAUAGUCUCAUCUACUUACUACAGUAGUCUCAGUAGUCAGUAGGUUGCUAGUAGCUAGAAGGUAGGUAGAUCGAGCAGUAUAAUCCAAGAGGCAGCAGCGACAUCUCGCCGGCGGUGGCGGCCAUGGCGAGUGGUGGCGGCAGUAGCAGUAGAGUGCCCGGCGGCGGUGGCAACCUGAACCUCCCAGCUGGGUUCCGGUUCCACCCCACUGACGAGGAGCUGAUCGUGCACUACCUCAUGAACCAGGCCGCCUCCAUUCCGUGCCCUGUCCCCAUCAUCGCCGAGGUCAACAUCUACCAGUGCAACCCCUGGGAUCUCCCUGCAAAAGCAUUGUUUGGCGAGAACGAGUGGUACUUCUUCAGCCCACGAGACCGCAAGUACCCCAAUGGCGUCCGCCCCAACCGCGCCGCCGGGUCAGGGUACUGGAAGGCCACCGGCACCGACAAGGCCAUCCUGUCCACGCCGACGAGCCAGAACAUCGGCGUCAAGAAGGCCCUCGUCUUCUACGGCGGCAGGCCUCCCAAGGGCGUCAAGACCGACUGGAUCAUGCACGAGUACCGCCUCACCGGCGGCACGACCGCCGCAGCGGCCGAUGACAAGAACAGCAGCAUCAAACGCAGAUCAGGGUCCUCCAUGAGGCUGGACGACUGGGUGCUGUGCAGGAUCCACAAGAAGAGCAACGAUUUCCAGUUGUCGGACCAGGAGCAGGAGAAGGAGGGCUCAACCGUGGAGGAAUUAGACACUCUUGCCAACACCACCAACACCGACAACAGCAUGAACGACUCUACUGAAACAACAACUCUUGGUCAUCAUGACCAGCUCCGUCAUGAAACGGCGGCCAUGACGACGAUGAGCAAGUCGUGCUCGCUCACCGACCUCCUCAACAGCAUCGACUACGCGUCGCUCUCGCAGAUGUUCCUUGACAUCCCUGCCGAGGCCGAGGAGCCUGCACAACAGCAAAGCACUCCACUAAUCUACCCACCAGCAACACAAACAACACACCAAGCAGCACUUACUAGUAAUAAUAACUAUGACAACAACGUGAUGAACAACAGCAACUUGCCGAUUGCUGCAGUAGACGCAGUGAUAGCAGGCUCGGAUAACAGCGGUGUGAAGAAGAGGAAUAAGAGAGUGAUGGCCGUGGACGGCGCCGCCGCUGAAUCGUGCUUCGAUGAUGGCAGCAGCGACAGUUUCAGUAGCAAGAAACUGAAGCUGCCAAGUGAUUCGAGGAUCGCCGGCCAUUUCGGCACCACAGCAAGCAGCUACUACUACUGCAACAACCAGCUGCAGCUUGUGGACAGCGCGAUGAGUAGUGGCUUUCAUCAGUACAGCAGCCUGUUGCUGAGCAGCAGCAAUCCGUUCUUGAGCCAGCAGCAGCAGCUGCUACUCAACAGCCACAUCGGGAUGCAGUAGAAAUGCUGAAGAAGGGACGGAUCUGAAGAACCUCUCGCCUGUAGAAAAUCUUCGACAGACAGACUGAAGGAUUAUUAUUGGACGGAUUGGAUUGGAUCAGAGCAAAUUGAUUGGAGUUUUCCUUCCCUCUUUGCAUUGCUUUAUUUCAUUUUCAUGUAAAAUUAAUUAAGAUUGUAAAUUAGGUCUGGCUGGGGUGUACUGGAAAUUCAUGUGGCCAUCCAUCAGUGAGUGAAUGAACGAUGACCCACGCCGCCACGUUCCUUGUGGAUGUGUAGAUAUGCUGGCUGUGUUUUUUUGCAUGUGCGUGCUGUUUGAAUCCUUAUCCAGACUGACAAAAGUUAGAGAUUCUAGUACAUUUGCACUCGGGAGAGCUGGAAUUGGAAGAUACCUAGUUGCUUCCUGCU